Molecule: messenger RNA, 3608 nt
Organism: Elaeis guineensis (African oil palm)
Lineage: Eukaryota; Viridiplantae; Streptophyta; Magnoliopsida; Arecales; Arecaceae
Source: RefSeq, a predicted model, not a curated record
AAGAGGAAAGACAAAGAGACGAAGGAAAGAGGGAGGAAGGGGACAAGAAGGAAGGCGUUUCCUCCGCCCACCCUCGCCUCCGCUUCCCGCCGCCACACCACCGCCCCCCGCCCCCUCGUCGCCCCAACCACCCCCACCACACCCCUAAAGAUUCGGCGGGCUCGAUGUCAUCUCUCCUGCAGUAGGACGAUAGGAUGGAGCUCCGAUCGCCGGAACGGUACCUCCGGCAGUACGACGAGGAGUGCGGGGGCAGCGAGGUCCGCUCAUCCAGCGAUGCCUUCGAUAUCCCGGCCAAGAACGCCCCCGUCGAGCGCCUCUGCGGAUGGAGGAUUGGAGGAAAGACAAUAGCUGCUGCUGGUGGUUUUCAAAUUGGAGUGGAGCAGCUCACUGCGAUGAAUAGGGAUCAUAGUUUUUUCGCUCUACAAGAAUAUGGGGGGGUUAAAGGGCUGUCAGAUGUGCUGAAGACCAAUAUUGACAAGGGAAUUAGUGGAGAUGAUGCGGAAUUAUUGCAUAGAAGGAAUACAUUUGGGGCGAACACAUAUCCUCAUAAGAAAGGAAGAAAUUUUUUGGUUUUCAUAUGGGAAGCCUACCAAGAUUUAACCCUUAUUAUCUUGAUGGUAGCUGCAGUUAUAUCUCUGGCACUGGGCAUACAGACAGAGGGUUUACAUGAAGGAUGGUAUGAUGGUGGUAGCAUUGCCUUUGCCGUUAUUGUUGUUGUACUUGUUACAGCUAUCAGCGACUAUAAACAAAAUCUUCAAUUCCAAAAUCUGAACCAGGAGAAGCAGAACAUACAUUUGGAGGUAAUCAGAGGUGGUAGAAGAAUGGAAGUUUCAAUAUUUGAUCUUGUAGUUGGUGAUGUUAUUCCUCUUAAAAUUGGAGAUCAGGUUCCUGCUGAUGGCAUUUUAAUUUCUGGCCAUUCUCUCGCCAUUGAUGAAUCUAGUAUGACCGGAGAAGCCAAGAAUGUUCACAAAGAUCAAAAGGCCCCAUUUUUGAUGUCUGGUUGUAAGGUUGCUGAUGGCUAUGGUACCAUGUUGGUAACCUCUGUCGGAGUCAAUACUGAAUGGGGUCUAUUGAUGGCCAGUAUUUCCGAGGAUAAUGGUGAAGAAACUCCUUUGCAGGUGCGCUUGAAUGGUGUUGCUACUUUCAUUGGUAUAGUUGGCCUGACAGUUGCUGCUGCGGUUCUUGUAGUCCUCCUGGCUAGGCACUUCACUGGGCAUACACAGAAUCCUGAUGGAACUGUUCAAUUUGUAAGGGGACAGACAGGUGUAAGAGAUGCACUAAAUGGAGCCAUUAAGAUCUUCACUGUUGCAAUGACAAUUGUGGUUGUUGCGGUGCCUGAAGGGCUUCCACUGGCUGUGACCCUGACCCUUGCAUACUCAAUGCGAAAGAUGAUGGCAGACAAGGCCCUGGUGCGUAGGCUUUCAGCUUGUGAAACCAUGGGUUCAGCAACAACAAUCUGCAGUGACAAGACUGGAACUCUGACCCUGAAUCAGAUGACUAUUGUAGAAGCAUAUGCUGGUGGAAUGAAGUUAGAUCCUCCAGAUGAUGUUAAACAGUUGCGUAAUAUAUCUCCUCUAUUGAUUGAAGGCCUUGCUCAGAAUACAACUGGUGAUGUGUUUGAACCUGAGGAUGGUGGAGCUAUUGAGGUUUCUGGCUCACCCACUGAAAAGGCCAUCCUUUCUUGGGGGGUUAAGCUGGGAAUGAAGUUCAAUGAUGUGAGAUCGAAAUCGUCAAUCCUUCAUGUCUUUCCUUUCAACUCAGAGAAAAAGCAUGGAGGUGUUGCAGUACAGCUGCCAGACUCUAGGGUUCACAUCCAUUGGAAGGGGGCGGCUGAAUUAGUGUUGGCCUGUUGUUCCAACUGGCUUGCCCUGGAUGGUUCGGUUCAACCAAUGACCUCAAACAAGAUGAAUGAAUUUAAGAAGUCAAUCGAGGCUAUGGCAGCAGUUAGCCUACGCUGUGUUGCGCUUGCAUAUAGACUGUAUGAUCUGGGAAAAGUUCCAAAUGAGGAACAGAGAGACACCUGGGAGUUGCCUGAUGAUGAAUUGAUUCUGCUUGGUAUAGUGGGGAUAAAGGACCCUUGUCGUCCAGGGGUAAUGAAAGCUGUGAAAUUAUGCACCAAAGCAGGUGUCAAGGUACGCAUGGUAACUGGAGACAACAUUAAUACAGCAAAAGCCAUAGCUUUGGAGUGUGGGAUACUUGAUAUGUAUGACAAUGCCACUGAACCAACCAUUAUAGAAGGAAAAGCAUUCCGUGCCUUGUGUGAAACAGAAAGGGAAGAAAUUGCUGAGAGGAUAACUGUAAUGGGAAGGUCUUCUCCCAAUGACAAACUUUUACUUGUCCAAGCAUUAAGAAAAAAAGGUCAUAUAGUUGCUGUGACUGGAGAUGGCACAAACGAUGCUCCUGCAUUGCAAGAGGCAGAUAUAGGUCUUGCAAUGGGAAUUCAGGGGACAGAAGUUGCAAAAGAAAGCUCAGACAUCAUCAUAUUGGAUGAUAAUUUUGCAUCAGUAGUAAAGGUUGUCCGGUGGGGCCGUUCUGUCUAUUCAAAUAUUCAGAAAUUCAUCCAAUUCCAGCUAACAGUCAAUGUUGCAGCCCUUGUAAUAAAUGUGGUUGCAGCAGUUUCAUCUGGCAAUGUACCCUUAAAUGCUGUGCAGCUUCUUUGGGUCAACCUCAUCAUGGACACACUUGGAGCGCUAGCAUUGGCAACCGAACCUCCAACAAACCGACUUAUGAACAGAUCCCCGGUUGGUCGAAGGGAGCCUCUCAUUACAAAUAUCAUGUGGAGAAAUUUAAUAAUACAGGCUCUUUAUCAAGUGGCUAUCCUCCUUGCUUUCAACUUUGGUGGCAGGAGUAUCCUGCAUAUGAAGGAUGAUACUCUAGAACAUGCAGAAAAAGUGAAGAAUACCUUUGUAUUUAAUACAUUUGUCCUAUGCCAGAUAUUCAAUGAGUUCAAUGCUCGAAAACCAGAUGAAAAGAAUGUUUUCCAUGGAGUCACAAAGAACCACCUCUUCAUGGGGAUAGUUGGAAUAACUGUUCUACUUCAGGUUUUGAUUAUCGAGUUCUUUGGACAUUUUACUUCAACCGUCAGGCUCAAUUGGAAGCUGUGGCUGAUUUCAAUUGCUAUAGCUUUUGUAAGUUGGCCUCUGGCUCUUUUUGGGAAGUUCAUCCCAGUUCCUCAGGUUCCUUCCAGGGAUAUUUUCAGACGCCGGAGGAAUCGACACUAAGGUCUGGUUUCAGGAUUCAAAAAUAUGGCUGGAUUUUGUAUCAUCAUAUUAUAUGUUUAUGAAACAAAUCAAGGCCACAAACAGCUUAUAUUUCCAGAAAAAAGAAUGCACUCCGCUUUACAUAUCUUUUCUUCAUCUUGCGGAUGAAAGGGCUGACAGGCAGCGAGAUAACCAUAUUUGAUAUGCAGCUGUUCAAAAUGUCGAUAUUUUUGCUAAACCGUAGUUGUCACGUUCUUGCAUCUUACAGUGAAGAGUAUAGCUCUGUUUAUAAUACGUAUAUUAAUUGAACAAAUGGUUCUACUUGGCUCUUAAGCUGGUGGAACUCCUUUGUACGGCGAGAUCUAAUAUAUCUCAUGGUCUAAUAUAUACAACAUAUAUUUCUUUUGC